ACUGAGCCGGAUCUUGUCUUUCACUCGCCCCAGCUGCGCUUAGCCCGCGGCCCGUUCUCACCCAGGCGGUGGUAUGCGGCGCGCCUAGCAAGCAGCCAGGACCCGGGAAGGGGCAGCAAGCGGCUGCAGCGCGCCCUGGUCGCCGCCGGCGCUGCCAUGGUCCUGCUGCCCGCACGCCGCGCUCUUUUCGCCGCCGGCCGCCGCUGGCUCCCUCCUCACUAUGCUCCGGCGGCGGCGCGGCCCUCCUCGGGCGCUGGGGGCGAGCCCGAGAGCGAGGGGCCCGGCCGGGACACGGCGCUGCUGCGGCACCUGCUCCUGAAGCUGCGGGCCACCGGGCCCGUGACAGUGGCCGAGUACAUGAGGGAGGCGCUCACCAACCCCGGACAGGGCUAUUACACACGCCGCGGCGGCAUCGGCGAGAGCGGGGACUUCAUCACCUCACCUGAACUAACUCAGGUGUUUGGAGAGUUGAUAGGAAUAUGGUUUGUCAGUGAAUGGAUAGCCACAGGCAAGCCAAAAGCAUUCCAGCUGGUGGAGCUGGGCCCCGGGAGGGGCACUCUCACUGAUGACAUGUUACGGGUCUUCAAACAGCUUGCCUCUUUACUUAGUAAAUGUGAUGUCUCUAUUCAUCUGGUAGAAGUGAGUCCCAAACUCAGCGAGAUCCAAGCACUGCGGCUGACAGGAGGGAAGGUGCAGUCAAACCCUGAGGACAAUUCUGCCUACAUGAAAGGCAUUAGCAAGACUGGAAUUCCCAUUUCCUGGUACAGAGACAUUCAGGAUGUGCCCCCAGGUUACAGCUUUUACCUUGCACAUGAGUUUUUUGAUGCUCUGCCAAUACAUAAGUUUCAGAGAACAGAGAAGGGCUGGCGUGAGGUGUUGGUUGAUAUAGACCCAGAAGUUCCUGACCAGCUGCGAUUUGUCCUGUCACCAUCCCGUACCCCUGCGACGGAAAUCUUUCUCCAGCCUGAGGAAACAAGAGAUCAUGUGGAAGUGUGUCCUGAGGCUGGUGUCAUCAUUCAAAGGCUUGCCACUCGGAUAGAGGAGGAUGGUGGGGCUGCACUGGUUGCUGACUAUGGUCAUGAUGGAACCAAAACUGACACUUUCCGGGGUUUCCGGGAUCACAAGCUCCACGAUGUGCUGACAGCCCCGGGGACUGCAGACCUGACAGCAGAUGUUGAUUUCAGCUAUCUUCGAAAGAUGGCACAGGGAAGAACAGCCACACUGGGCCCCAUAAAACAGCGGGAAUUUCUGAAAAACAUGGGCAUUGAUGUCCGGCUGCAGGUGCUGUUGCAGAAUUCACGUGACACAGCGACUCGGAAGCAGUUACUUCACAGCUAUGAUAUGCUGAUGAACCCCGAGAAGAUGGGGGACUGUUUUAACUUUUUUGCCCUGCUGCCUCAUCAGAGACUUGUACAUCCCGACAAGAAACAUAAACAAGAAUCGAAGUCUCCCUUACCACCUGUGGCUGGAUUUAGUGAACUCUUAAUGAAGUAAUUUCAGCUACUACAGUAGGAGCUUGCAAUAGCAACUUACUGAAUAAAUUACACAAA
Messenger RNA from Neopsephotus bourkii (Bourke's parrot), 1550 nucleotides. It is a transcript of the gene NDUFAF7, whose product is annotated as NADH:ubiquinone oxidoreductase complex assembly factor 7. Gene Ontology annotation, molecular function: protein-arginine omega-N symmetric methyltransferase activity. The annotation marks the transcript as partial. The transcript is spliced from 10 exons. Gene Ontology annotation, cellular component: mitochondrion. Gene Ontology annotation, biological process: mitochondrial respiratory chain complex I assembly. The record is from RefSeq and is a predicted model, not a curated record. NCBI's taxonomy places the organism in Eukaryota, Metazoa, Chordata, Aves, Psittaciformes, Psittacidae.